AUGUUCGUUAGAGCCCACGUUCCAAAAAGCAGAACUUCAUUAACUCCGCAAAAUUUCAAACCAAUUUGUAUAGAAUAACGUGGGGAUUGUACCCCAACCAGAAGCAAUAACAUUAGUUACUAUGAACACAGCAUUCUCAUUUAAGAACCAUCUCAAUAAUCCUUGCAAAAUUAUACUGGAAGAGUUGAGGAGAAAUUACAAAGGAGAGUGAUAAAUUCUAGUGCUUCUAAUUUGAGAUGUAGAUACAUUUCAGACAAGGAAAAUUUGGUUAGGGUUCCUGGACAAUCCUUUGGAGGGAAUCAACCUUCAAGCAAGGAUUUAAUGCAGGUUAUGAACAACUUGAAAAAAUAGAAGGAAGACAUUAAUUACACGCUUUCUGAGACGCUCUAAAAAAAUAAUCUAAUUCAAGAAUAAAUGGAUAUUGUUAAUAAGGAAAUGGAACAACAAUCUCUGAAUUAUUAAUAAAGUUUAGAUGAAUUUAUGAACGAAUUCAAUGAACUCACUUACAAAAUAUCGUAGUUGGAGGAACAGAAUAAUAAAUUGUUUGAAUAAAAUGAGCACCAGAAAUGGUACUUGUAAUAGAUUCAAUGUUAAUCUUCAAGAUUCCAUUAAACUCACAACUUUGGAGCUGGUUGA
This is a messenger RNA of Paramecium tetraurelia, 636 nucleotides long. RefSeq lists its product as uncharacterized. The transcript is spliced from 3 exons. Lineage: Eukaryota; Ciliophora; Oligohymenophorea; Peniculida; Parameciidae. The record is from RefSeq and is a predicted model, not a curated record.